Nicrophorus vespilloides is the source of this 603-nucleotide messenger RNA. Its product is annotated as general odorant-binding protein 83a-like. Bases 35 to 463 code for a protein of 142 amino acids. Gene Ontology annotation, molecular function: odorant binding. The transcript has 6 exons. Gene Ontology annotation, biological process: sensory perception of smell. The record is from RefSeq and is a predicted model, not a curated record. NCBI's taxonomy places the organism in Eukaryota, Metazoa, Arthropoda, Insecta, Coleoptera, Silphidae.
GAGGUUCAGUUGCGACAGAAUCUAAUCAGCCAAAAUGCAGAAAGCAGUCUUAGUUCUUUUUCUAGCGUUUGCUGUUAUAGAAUUAAAUGCAAUUCCUCCAGAAAUGCGAGCGAUUUUACCACCGGAAAUUGUGGAUUUUAUUCUGGGACUGAGGAAGAUCUGCACUGCAAAAAUUGGCGGUUUAACUGAUGCGGACAUUGAAACAUAUAAGAUUACAAACACCGAUGAAAAAUUCAAGUGUUAUAUGAAAUGCAUGCUGCACGAAGCGAAAUGGAUGUCUCCUGAUGGUACCAUUCAUUAUGAACAUAUAUUGGAUGGAAUGCACGCAGAUGUUAAACCGAUUUUGGAAGAAAUCUUCGAAAAAUGCAGAGAUAUUCCAGAUAGUCCGGAAGAAUGCGGAAAAGCCUACAACUUCCAUGUAUGCAUUGCUAAAGCCGAUCCAAAGAGAUACUUUUUACCGUGAAACCAAAUUUGUUGUAUCCACCAAAAGAAAGACAAACGACGAACGCAUUUCCAUGACAGUCCGUAGUUUUCCUCCUUACAUCCUUGAUUACUAUUUUUUUGUUACCAUGUACACACAUACAAAUAAAUAAAUAAACUAGU